Messenger RNA from Tribolium castaneum (red flour beetle), 2637 nucleotides. Its product is annotated as basic proline-rich protein. The transcript is spliced from 2 exons. Lineage: Eukaryota; Metazoa; Arthropoda; Insecta; Coleoptera; Tenebrionidae. The record is from RefSeq and is a predicted model, not a curated record. The coding region runs from base 115 to 2568 and encodes 817 amino acids.
CUAGAACUCCAAUUACAGUCAUUACCAUUUUCCGGCCUACCGUAAAAUUUAUCGUAUAAAAAUCGAAUUCAGAUCUGAGCAAAUCAUCAGUUCAGGUUUUGACAUCAUUUCAACAUGAAGUCAAUAGUGAUUGUAGUUGUCAUCGCAGCUUUGCUACCAGGGUUGCAAUCGCGAUCCUUGGUACGACCAUCUCCCAUAAGACCAGGAGUCAAACCAGUACCAAUUCCAGGAGUCGAAAGCCCAGAAAUCGAAAUUAACCCCGUACCAAUUGUACCAGGUGUAAAACCAGUACCACUUCCUGAAGUCGAAACUCCAGAAAUUGAAGUUAAUCCGGUACCAAUUGUACCUGGAGUAAAACCAGUACCACUUCCUGAAGUUGAAACUCCAGAAAUCGAAGUAGAUCCUGUACCAAUUGUGCCCGGUGUUAAACCGGUACCACUUCCAAUUGUACCUGGAGUGAAACCUAUCCCAAUGCCGGUACCAGUUCCAAUCGUACCAGGAGUUAAACCCGUACCACUUCCAGAAGUCGAAUCUCCAGAGAUUGAAGUUAACCCAGUACCAAUUGUACCCGGAGUAAAACCAGUACCACUUCCUGAAGUUGAAACUCCAGAAAUCGAAGUUGACCCAAUUCCAAUUGUACCUGGUGUUAAACCCGUACCACUUCCAAUUGUACCUGGAGUGAAACCUGUCCCAAUUCCUGUACCAGUUCCAAUCGUACCAGGAGUUAAACCAGUACCUCUUCCAGAAGUCGAAUCUCCAGAGAUUGAGGUUAACCCAGUACCAAUUGUACCCGGAGUAAAACCAGUACCACUUCCUGAAGUUGAAACUCCAGAAAUCGAAGUUGACCCAAUUCCAAUUGUACCUGGUGUUAAACCCGUACCACUUCCAAUUGUACCUGGAGUGAAACCUGUCCCAAUUCCUGUACCAGUUCCAAUCGUACCAGGAGUUAAACCAGUACCUCUUCCAGAAGUCGAAUCUCCAGAGAUUGAGGUUAACCCAGUACCAAUUGUACCCGGAGUAAAACCAGUACCACUUCCUGAAGUUGAAACUCCAGAAAUUGAAGUUGAUCCUGUACCAAUUGUACCCGGAAUUAAACCUGUUCCAGUGCCAGUACCAGUUCCAAUCGUACCAGGAGUUAAACCAGUACCUCUUCCAGAAGUCGAAUCUCCAGAGAUUGAAGUUAACCCAGUACCAAUUGUACCUGGAGUAAAACCAGUACCACUUCCUGAAGUUGAAACUCCAGAAAUUGAAGUUGACCCAAUUCCAAUUGUACCCGGUGUUAAACCCGUACCACUUCCAAUUGUACCUGGAGUGAAACCUGUCCCAAUUCCUGUACCAGUUCCAAUCGUACCAGGAGUUAAACCAGUACCUCUUCCAGAAGUCGAAUCUCCAGAGAUUGAGGUUAACCCAGUACCAAUUGUACCCGGAGUAAAACCAGUACCACUUCCUGAAGUUGAAACUCCAGAAAUCGAAGUUGACCCAAUUCCAAUUGUACCUGGUGUUAAACCCGUACCACUUCCAAUUGUACCUGGAGUGAAACCUGUCCCAAUUCCUGUACCAGUUCCAAUCGUACCAGGAGUUAAACCAGUACCUCUUCCAGAAGUCGAAUCUCCAGAGAUUGAGGUUAACCCAGUACCAAUUGUACCCGGAGUAAAACCAGUACCACUUCCUGAAGUUGAAACUCCAGAAAUUGAAGUUGAUCCUGUACCAAUUGUACCCGGAAUUAAACCUGUUCCAGUGCCAGUACCAGUUCCAAUCGUACCAGGAGUUAAACCAGUACCUCUUCCAGAAGUCGAAUCUCCAGAGAUUGAAGUUAACCCAGUACCAAUUGUACCUGGAGUAAAACCAGUACCACUUCCUGAAGUUGAAACUCCAGAAAUUGAAGUUGACCCAAUUCCAAUUGUACCCGGUGUUAAACCCGUACCACUUCCAAUUGUACCUGGAGUGAAACCUGUCCCAAUUCCUGUACCAGUUCCAAUCGUACCAGGAGUUAAACCAGUACCCCUUCCAGAAGUCGAAUCUCCAGAGAUUGAGGUUAACCCAGUACCAAUUGUACCCGGAGUAAAACCAGUACCACUUCCUGAAGUUGAAACUCCAGAAAUCGAAGUUGACCCCGUUCCAAUUGUACCUGGCGUAAAACCAGUACCACUUCCAAUUGUACCCGGUGUAAAACCUCUUCCAACUCCUGUCAAACCAGGAGUAAAACCUCUUCCGUUGCCAGUUCAACCAGGAAUUAAACCAGUACCAAUUCCAAUUGAAGUUGAUCCAGUACCAAUUGUACCGGGAGUCAAACCCGUCCCACUUCCAGAAGUUGAAACUCCCGAAAUCGAAGUUAAUCCUGUACCAAUCGUCCCCGGAGUCAAACCUGUACCACUUCCUGAAGUUGAAACUCCAGAAAUGGAAAUCAAACCAGUACCAGUUGUGCCAGGAGUCAAACCUGUACCACUUCCAGAAAUCGAGACACCAGAAGCUGAAGUACCAGUUGUACCAGGAAUUAAACCAUUGCCCUCUAUUCCAGAAUGCGGCAAAUAUUUGUCGGAUUUGAUUGCGAGAUUGAUGGGGCAAUAAUUUUUUUUUAAUUAUUGAAAACUUAGAAAAAUUGUAAAGAUUAGAGAAAUAAAAUUAGGUCGAACAUAA